Molecule: messenger RNA, 2647 nt
Organism: Epinephelus fuscoguttatus (brown-marbled grouper)
Lineage: Eukaryota; Metazoa; Chordata; Actinopteri; Perciformes; Serranidae
Gene: fhip2a
Product: FHF complex subunit HOOK interacting protein 2
Exons: 17
Coding region: 91-2322 (743 amino acids)
Source: RefSeq, a predicted model, not a curated record
AAUCUGGAUCGAGGCGGUAGCAACAGGAAGAAGAAGAUAGAGGAAUUCUCUAGGUCUUCUCGGGAGAAACUGGUCCAGUCGAAGAACAAAAUGUUCUCCAAAUUUACGUCCAUUCUUCAGCACGCUGUGGAAGCGCUUGCCCCGUCGCUGCCCUUGCAGGAGGACUUUGUCUAUCACUGGAAGGCCAUUACACAUUAUUACAUUGAGACUUCUGAUGACAAAGCUCCAGUCACAGACACCAACAUCCCAUCCCACCUGGAACAGAUGCUGGACAUCCUGACCCAGGAGGAGGGCGAAAGGGAGUCUGGAGAGACAGGACCCUGCAUGGAGUAUCUCCUACAUCAUAAGAUUCUGGAGACUCUCUACACUUUGGGCAAGGCAGAUUGUCCUCCAGGGAUGAAGCAGCAGGUGCUCACCUUCUACACAAAGCUGCUAGCACACAUUCGUCAACCUCUCCUGCCACACAUCAAUGUCCACAGACCUGUACAGAAACUGAUCCGUCUGUGUGGGGAGGUGCUAGCUGCUCCUACAGAAAACGAAGAGAUUCAGUUCCUUUGUAUAGUGUGUGCCAAACUGAAGCAGGACCCAUACCUUGUUAACUUCUUUCUAGAGAACAAGUCAAAGAAACCUGAGACAAAGAGUCCUGGAGAGACAGAGGCGGUGAAGGAGAAUGUGUCGGCCCCAGACACUGGUCAGUCUACGGCAGAGGAACAGGCCGACCACCCAGAGGAGCCUCAGGCUGCAGCUGCUGCUUCCACCUCUAGUCCAACCAGUAACAACAGCAACAGCAACAAUUACAAUCUUGUCACCUCGCUGCUCAACCUCACAAAGAGCCCUGAUGGCAGGAUAGUAGUAAAGGCAUGUGAGGGCCUGAUGCUGCUGGUCAGUUUACCAGAGCCUGCAGCUGCCAAGUGUUUGACUGAAAACACUGAGCUCUGUGAGCUCCUGACUGACAGGCUGGUGUCCUUCUAUAAAGCCCUGCCACAGUCCAUGGACCCCUUGGACAUUGAGACAGUGGAGUCGGUCAACUGGGGUCUAGACGUUUAUAACCUGAAAGAGGAUGCUGCUGUGUUCACAGGGAAGAGGGCUCUCAUCUCUUUCCUGUCCUGGCUAGAUUACUGUGACCAGCUCAUCAAGGAGGCUCAGAAGUCAGCAGCUGCAGUGAUGGCAAAAGCAGUGAGAGAAAGAUUCUUCGUGUCUGUCAUGGAGCCACAGCUUAUGCAGACGUCGGAGGUAGGCAUCCUGACCUCCACAGCCCUGCUGAACAGGAUCAUCCGGCAGGUGACAUCAGAGGCUCUGCUGCAGGAGAUGAUUUACUUCCUGCUGGGAGAGGAGAGAGAGCCCGAGACUCCAGCCACUAUGGCUCAGAAUCCACUCAGACACAGACUCAUUGAGCACUGUGACCAUCUGUCAGACGAGAUCAGCAUCAUGACACUGCGGCUAUUUGAGCAGCUGAUCCAGAAGCCCAACCAGCACAUCCUGCACAGCUUGGUGCUGCGAAGCCUGGAGGAGAGGAACUACCUGGAGAACAAACCACAGGAGGAGCGUGAGCCCCUGGAGAACGGGCAGCCCCAUGAUGCCGUAGACCUCGAGGAGGACCCACUGUUUGGCGAUGACCUUUCUCCAGACAGCAGGCUGUCUGGUUCUGAUUGGCUCAGCUCCUCUCCACCACAGAGUCCCGACCACUCAAAGCCUGACGGAAAGACAGAGGUCCACAAGAUUGUCAACAGUUUCCUGUGUUUGGUGCCCGAUGAGGCGAAGUCAUCGUAUCAUGUCGAAGGCACAGGCUAUGACACCUACCUCAGAGAUGCACACAGACAGUUCAGGGACUAUUGUGGGGUCUGCCAGCGGUGGGACUGGAGGGGAAAUCCAAAGCCUUUUGAGAAGUGCAACUUGGAGAGUCCAUUUUUCGAGGGCCACUUCCUGAAGGUUCUCUUCGACAGGAUGGGUCGCAUCCUGGAUCAGCCGUAUGAUGUCAACCUGCAGGUGACCGCUGUGCUGUCCAAGCUGUCUUUGUUUCCACAUCCUCACUUGCACGAGUACUUGCUGGACCCUUAUAUCAACCUGGCCCCUGGCUGCAGGUCCCUGUUCUCUGUCAUCGUCAGGGUGGUGGGAGAUCUCAUGUUAAGGAUUCAGCGCAUCCCAGACUUCACACCCAAACUGCUGCUUGUGAGAAAGAGAUUAUUAGGUCUGGAGCCAGAGGGUAUCAACAUCGACCACAUGACUCUGCUGGAGGGGGUGAUCGUGCUGGAGGAAUUCUGCAAAGAGCUGGCGGCCAUCGCCUUCGUCAAAUACCACGCAGCUGCUUCCUCCUCACCGUAAUCAUCUCGCUGUUGAUCCAUCUGCCUCGGCCAGGCAGACAGGUCAGGAUUAAACUGGGCCUUUGGGGGUGUGGUGGUACCGGUGUCACAGGGUCGGCAACACAUUACCACUAACUGCUCAUCCCUGCAAGACUGUUAAUGCCCACACGGACGGGUUCAUCACUCCCCCUCUUCUGGCCUCUCGGGCUCCACUAUCAAAAACUCUGGUCUUGUUUUUUGAGAAGGUCAGAGCACAGACACUGCCCAGCCAGCAGAGGAACAAGAGGAGGAGGAUGAAGGUGCAGAGAGAUGGUCACUGGACGUUUUUCAGCCUCUGCAUUUUCUCU